AUGGUGAUUUUGUCAACUAGUGGUCUUGCCAUUUUCGCAGGCUUGAGUCUUGCUACUUCAGCAGUACCUUCUCUCCAGAAGGAUGGCACCACCUGCACCGUUAUCCCUUUAGGAAACGGGCAGGAUGAUGUCCCCAACAUCCUUUCGGCAGUCGACCAAUGUGGUCAGACCUCUGGAGGAAGAAUUGUCCUCCCAGCGCCGUAUACUUACCGAAUUAACCAGCGGAUGACGACUCGCCUGACUGACUCCCGACUUGAAAUUGGUGGUACGCUUCUCUUCAGCGACGACAUUGAUUACUGGGUGAACAACUCCUAUCGGGUAGACUUUCAGAACCAGUCAAGUGCCUGGCGUAUCACGGGCCAUGACUAUACUGUGGAUGGAGGUCCUCUUCAAGGUGGAGUUGAUGGGAAUGGGCAGCUGUGGUACACUUGGGCCAAGGGAGGUAGCAACAUCUUUGGACGACCCAUGCCAGUGCAUGUGUUCCAGUCGACGCGAGCAACCCUCGGUAACCUGGCGAUCCGACAGCCCCAGUUCUGGGCCGUUCUUGUCGAUUCCUCUUCGUAUAUCAACCUCGAUAAUUUUUACGACGAAUGGGUGCAGAAUACGGACGGGAUCGAUACGUACCGGUCCGACCAUAUCACCAUCACCAACUGGAUAUAUCAAGGCGGAGAUGAUGCAGUGGCUUUCAAGGGAAAUUCUACGAACAUCCAUGUGGAGAAUGUCACGGUUUACGGCGGGCCGGGUAUUGCUUUUGGUUCGCUAGGACAAUACCCCGACCGGACGGAUAUUGUGGAGAAUGUGACGGUUCGCCAUGUUCAAGUACAACCUUCCUUUCAACGGGCGAUGAAUUCCGGAGUCUACUUCAAAAGCUGGAUUGGGGUCAACUAUGGCGUUCCUCCAAAUGGUGGCGGAGGCGGCCAUGGAUACGUGCGCAACGUGACAGUCGAGAACCUUCGACUGAAGAACGUCCAAUUACCUGUGUAUAUUGACACCUGUCUGAGCUACCUCUUCAGCGAAAACAUCACGCAGUACUGUGACACGUCGACGUAUGAGUUCAAUGAUCUACAUUUUAAGAAUAUUAGUGGAAAUGGACUCGCAACGGUGACGGAUUAUCCGGGAAAGAACAUCAGCUUCGCCGUGUCUUUGCUUUGUUCCGAAAAGGCACCGUGUACAGACCUCACUUUCCGGGACAUCAACAUCAAGCUUCCCACGAAAUAUACUGGAAAAUAUGUACUGUGCGAAAAUGCAGAGGUGCAAGGACUCCGAUGCAAUACAUAA
Molecule: messenger RNA, 1278 nt
Organism: Aspergillus eucalypticola CBS 122712
Lineage: Eukaryota; Fungi; Ascomycota; Eurotiomycetes; Eurotiales; Aspergillaceae
Product: exopolygalacturonase A
Exons: 5
Coding region: 1-1278 (425 amino acids)
Biological process (GO): carbohydrate metabolic process
Molecular function (GO): polygalacturonase activity
Source: RefSeq, a predicted model, not a curated record